AUGAUGAUCAUGAUCAACAACAACAACGCCGUAGCCCUCGCCGUCGAAGACGCCGCCGCCGACAACAACAACCUCCAAGUAUCAGUAGUACCACCACCUUCUAAUUCCAUAAUAAUACCCCCACCCAAUCCCAGAAAGAAGAGAACAAAGUUGAUUCGAAUCGAUAACCCUACCGCCAUCGUCAAACGGAAACCAGAUCCCUCCGCACCUAAAAUUACUCGUCCCUGCAGUGAAUGCGGCAAGAAGUUCUGGUCAUGGAAAGCUUUGUUUGGUCAUAUGAGAUGUCAUCCUGAACGUCAAUGGCGUGGGAUUAACCCUCCUUCUAAUUACCGUAACCGUUUACAUGAAGAAGAAGAAGAAGCUAUUCAUUACUUAUCUGACGAAAUUAUCAUGACGGAUGAAGAUCAUGAAGUUGCUGCUUGUUUGUUAAUGCUUUCUAACUCUCCUACUCCUGCUUCCGCUGCUUAUUUCUGUUCUCCUAGGGUUCCGAUGAUUACUAUUGGUGAAGAUUAUCAUCAUAACUGCCGAUUUGAAUGUUCAUGUUGCCGGAAAGUGUUUACUUCACAUCAAGCUCUAGGUGGACAUAGGGCAAGUCAUAGAAACGUGAAAGGAUGUUCCGCGAUCACGUCAACGAGUAAGAAUUUCAACGACGCCGUUUUAAUGGAGCUGACGAGCGGUGGCGGCGAGGGUUAUUUGCACUCGCAGAAUCAUAAAUGUGGAAUUUGUUCUAGGGUUUUUUCUAGCGGACAGGCAUUAGGUGGGCAUAAAAGAUGUCAUUGGGAGAAGACGAAUAAUGAUGUUCUUUAUCAACAGACAGCAUUAAUACUAGCACCUCCACCAUUGAUGCCGGCGUUAUCAUCAUCAUCAUCAAGCUACAGGCAGCAACCUGGGGUUGAUUUGAACUGUGAUCCGGUUACUUUGGAAUCAUCUUCUUCUUCGGUAUGUCAAGAUUGUCAUGGUUUUCUGUCUGGUUCUAAUUCGUAUUAUACAAGUUGUUCUCGUCUUCUUCCUUCAACAAGCCCAGGAUUGGAUCUUAGGUUGGGACUUUAA
Impatiens glandulifera is the source of this 1050-nucleotide messenger RNA. RefSeq names its product zinc finger protein ZAT3. The transcript has a single exon. The record is from RefSeq and is a predicted model, not a curated record. Bases 1 to 1050 code for a protein of 349 amino acids. Lineage: Eukaryota; Viridiplantae; Streptophyta; Magnoliopsida; Ericales; Balsaminaceae.